This is a messenger RNA of Drosophila albomicans, 1305 nucleotides long. RefSeq names its product serine protease grass-like. Gene Ontology annotation, molecular function: serine-type endopeptidase activity. The transcript is spliced from 6 exons. The record is from RefSeq and is a predicted model, not a curated record. NCBI's taxonomy places the organism in Eukaryota, Metazoa, Arthropoda, Insecta, Diptera, Drosophilidae. Gene Ontology annotation, biological process: proteolysis. The coding region runs from base 110 to 1072 and encodes 320 amino acids.
AAUUAACGUGCUAUUUUUGGCUUUCGGCUUAACAUUCGCUUUUGCGCUUAUCUCUGAAGGAAAUGCGGAUGAAGAGUGCAUAAGACGCGAUUCUAAACCUGGAUAUCGUAUGCUCCUAAGGAAAUGUUCAUUCAUAUCUAAUAUAUUUGUAAGAAAAAAGAAAGGAACUCAACUCUCAGCUGAUAAUAUCUUCUACAUCCAGAAUUCAAACCUUGAAAAAAUAAAUAAAACGGUAUUUGUGUGCUGUGAAGAAAAUGAAAAGAUUGACCAGGCAAUUCAUAAUCUGUCAAUAGAGGAUUGCGGGAGAUUUGCAAUUGAUAAGAUAAUGGGGGGUCAAGAAAUUCAAUUAAUGUCGAGACCGUGGUUGGCUCUUCUUUAUUUUAAAACCAAAAAUGGAAGUUAUGCUUUCAAGUGUGCUGGUACUUUGAUAAACAAACGUUACGUGUUAACAGCUGCUCAUUGCUUCUUAGAUCAAGAACUACUAUCAGUCCGUUUGGGAGAACAUUACAUAAGUCAGGAAAGAGAUUGCAGGGGAGAUUUUUGUGCGCCACCAGUUGAGGAUAUUGACAUUGAACGUAUUUUCGUGCAUGAAAAAUACUCGCGUGUUACUCGUCAUAAUGAUAUUGCUCUAGUAAAACUCUCGAGAGACGUGGAAGUCAAAGAAAACAUUACGCCUAUUUGUUUGCCCACCAACUAUGAUCUUCAACAAGAAGUCAAUAAUAUGGCAAAAUUCCAUGUGACUGGCUGGGGUAAAAACGAAAAUGGGCCGUUUUCAGAUUUUCCGAAGCAAGCCCGUUUAAAUCGUAUAGAUCGCUUACAAUGCCAAAACUCUUAUCCUAGUCGAGAAAUCGUUUCCACACAAAUCUGCGCAGGUGGCGUUGGAUAUGAUUCCUGCAAAGGUGACUCUGGAGGUCCAUUGUCGUAUAUAAAGUAUUUGAAUGAUUAUCAACGGAUUGUUCAGUAUGGCGUGGUUAGUAUUGGAAAACGUGAAUGCGGAAAUGGAAGUCCUGGUGUUUACACAAACGUAGGCAGUUAUAUACGCUGGAUAGCCUACAAGAUUGCCACCAAAUGAACGAAGCAGUAAAAUUGAUCAGUACAUCAUUUGAAUAAGCAUCUGCCUAUGUAUGCCUAUGCCUUCCUAUGUAUGUUUAUAUUCACUGCGUGCUUUCACUUCACUGGAAAUUAUUUCUUUGGUUUAGUCUCGCCAAAGAAUCCGCAGAUGUCUAACGUAAAUAUCAAAACUUAUUUCUUCUUUAUUUUUUAUGUAGUUAUCUGUAUCAAAAAUGUAUAUUGUUAAUAAAGCUU